This is a messenger RNA of Alternaria rosae, 2019 nucleotides long. RefSeq lists its product as uncharacterized. NCBI's taxonomy places the organism in Eukaryota, Fungi, Ascomycota, Dothideomycetes, Pleosporales, Pleosporaceae. The coding region runs from base 1 to 2019 and encodes 672 amino acids. The transcript is spliced from 6 exons. The record is from RefSeq and is a predicted model, not a curated record.
AUGUCUGUAGAACAUCUCCUAUCGCUACGCACCGGUGUCGGCGCUACUGGCCAUGCCCAUCCGUCGCCCGUAGCCGAUCCUGUCUUAUCCGACGAUGCAGAACGUCAAGACUUGGAAAGCCUCAUAGCUAAUGUAGCUUUCGAUAUCGAUUUGUACGGUGAUGACUUUCACAAGAAUUGUGCUCCAUAUCACAUGCACUAUCCCCGCAUGAGGAGAUCAAAUUCCAAGCAGCCAGCGACGGAUGUCGAUUAUCUCGACGUGAUCAUGUGUUGGAAAGGCAUAUCGACGGCCCAAGCUGUCGAGCUCACGAUAUGGGAACGCCUUUUUCAGCAAUGUCUGGUCUCACACUUCGAGAGUCACAUGCGGCGAAACAUUGUUGCUGGACUGAGCGCUUUUCGAGAUCACAUUGACGAGGACGAGCUCUGGCCUUGCUUGACACAGAUCCUGCCCACCGACCACAAGCGUCUUGUUCGCAUCGAUCUUCCUGAUCUCAUCCACAACAUGAUCGAUGCUCUCUACGAUGAACUUCACAGUGAAACCGUCGCAACAAACAUGAGAUGGUCGCUCGGAUUUGGUGAUUUACCAAAUUUUGUCUUUAACUACAUAAUGACGCACGAUUACUUGCUACGCUUUUCAGACGGACUAUACCUAUCGGUCGAGAUCUUUAUCGCCUGGAAAACGAUGCCUGUGCUCGCUAUCGUCGCUGCCGUCGUCUCGCAACCACCUAAUGUCGAUAUCUGGCGUAUGCACUUCGGGUCAAAAGACCGGGACGCCGUUGUUCUCUACUUUGAACGCAUCUUCAGCGUAUUAGGAUCUUCGAGCUAUGAAUACUUCCCCGAGGAUGUCGUAUGCGAAGUGAAGGAACACAGAGCGAAGGUAGACACAUCGAGAGUGUCAGAGACAAUCGUUCAAGCGAAAACGAUCACACAAUUCCCGGAUGACGUACGUUUCGAACGUGUAUCGCGAUAUGCCGUCAAGGGUGAGGUUAUGGACAUUCGACGAGUCGAUGCAACGCCAGACAACCACACACCACAGCAAAAGGAAUUGCAGACGCCCUGGGUUCCGUCGUACACCAGUACGCCACUGUCCAAGACUCGCCGUCGAAAAGCACCUGUUUCGCCUAGCCCUGAUGAAAAAGCGGACUUCUUAGCCACAUCGAUUACGGAUGCAUUCAUGCUGUCUGAUCCUGAUCUGCCAGCCGGGUCGCCAAAGAAACGAAAGGCCUCGUUGCGCUCCACGAGCUUUGACGGAACAUCCACCUUGCAGUCAGCAGACCAUGAGUCAAACGCCUAUCUCAAACGUCAGAGGCUGGAGUCUUCUGGUGAUAUCCACCUGCCCACGACGUCUACGUCUACCGAGGUCAUUGCGCUGCAAAAGAAGUUGGCCGCAAUUGCGCAAGACGUUGAUGCUAUGUGCAAACGACUCAACCCGCCUAUUAAACACGUGUACAGCAAUGGUUCUGAUGUGUUGCGGUACAGUGAGGAUAUUGUGCGUCGUUUAAGGGAAGCAGUCGCUUCGUCACAUCCCUCGGUCUCAACAGUAUUUGCCACCGAUUUACUGCAGCAACAGGGCGAGGACCGACAGAAAUCUCUGAUAGGCAAAGGGAAGACAGUCGUUCUACCUCCUACACCAGCCCUGGAACAAUACGACUCACUACUCCCCCGAUCAUCUUCGCCAAUCUGCCUCACUAGCGAACCUGACGACAGCGACGCUAUUUCUCCUAACUCGGCCAUCAAUGUUAGCAGUCUCGGUGCUCAGCAGCCCGGCCACGGUGGUAGCGCAAACCGCCGCCGUCAUUUGACCGAGCUGUCUCAAGACGAGAUUCAGAAAAACUACCGCGAGUUCGAGGCGGUUGCUCAACGCAGAAUGACGGAUCCCACGUACGCGCCUGUCAACGAUGUGGGUGAAAUGAACUUUGAACAUAUUUUUCUGGGGGACAGCGAGAUUGAGGAUCUGAGCUUGGGCGAUAUCGAUGGUUUAAGUGAGGAGAUGAGUGGGUUGGACAUGGGUGAGAACUAA